UAUGAGCAAUAUUUUUAAAAAAACAUGAUGUUUAAUAAUUUUUUAUAUCUUUUUAAGAUACUAAUUCUCGUUAAUUUAAAGUUUGGUACUUCUACUAUUAGUAAUGUACCAUCAAUUUUCUAUACACUUUGUCAUUCUAUUGAUAAUAAUGAUUCCGUUUCCCCUUCAUGUUUUGGAUAUAUACAUUUAAACCCUAAAAAUAUUCAACAAAUUACUGCCAGCUUGUUAAAAAAGGAUGAAUUGCCACCUUCAAAAUUGACAAACAGUAAUAUAAAAUCCCAUGAAAACAAUAAAAUAUAUGAGGAUUCUUUGUCCGAUGAUAUAAAUAACAUAGAGGAUGACCCCUUUUCAUACAUAUCCCCAACUCAAACUGUCAUUUCCUCUGAAUUUCAACCACAGCCUGUAAAUUUUAUGCCCAUUGAGGAGGCUCUUAAUUUAGAGUUUUGGAAAACUUUAGGCGAAAGUUGUAAUAAAGAUGGCUUAUAUAAACUUAGACUAUUUAAACAGUUUGAUUUUCAAAAAUCAGAAAAACUGGCUCCUAAAUUGACUGAUUUUCAUUUGCAAACCUUUACUAAAUCUUGCUUUAUUUAUUACUCAAAUUUUUCUGUGACAUUCUCUUUAAAUAUCAUGGAAGAUGAAUCAACACAGAAUAUAAAUUCAUUAGAUAUGAAAAAGGAUGAUUCUUGGUUGGAUAGAGGUCCAUCAGAUGGUUGGCAUGUUUUAAGUAUUAAUAUUAAGACACCAUUAAUCAAUUAUCUAUCACCAAAACAUGAAUCAAAGAAAAAUAGUAUUGUUGUAUCUGAUUUAUUAACAAAGAACAAACAUAACAUUCACAGACCAGAGACCGCAAAUAAUAUAACCGUUUUCUUGCAGCGAACUAUCCAGGCACCGACUCCAGAUACUCAAGUAUGGCUUCAAAGAUUGGAGAUGGAAAAGGCUGAAAAGGCUAAAUCUAUUCAAGGAGACAAAACUUCAUUCCUUUCAAAAUAUUGGAUAUAUAUUGUUAUAUUUUUCGUUUUUAUAGUGGUUUCAGGCGCUAUAAAUCCUGAAAAUUCCUGAAAUUAAAUCGAAUAAAAUGUGCC
Messenger RNA from Gordionus sp. m RMFG-2023, 1082 nucleotides. RefSeq lists its product as uncharacterized. The transcript has 2 exons. Bases 25 to 1059 code for a protein of 344 amino acids. Lineage: Eukaryota; Metazoa; Nematomorpha; Gordioida; Chordodea; Parachordodidae. The record is from RefSeq and is a predicted model, not a curated record.